Aspergillus versicolor CBS 583.65 is the source of this 3909-nucleotide messenger RNA. Its product is annotated as putative P-type ATPase. Bases 1 to 3909 code for a protein of 1302 amino acids. The transcript is spliced from 20 exons. The record is from RefSeq and is a predicted model, not a curated record. NCBI's taxonomy places the organism in Eukaryota, Fungi, Ascomycota, Eurotiomycetes, Eurotiales, Aspergillaceae. Gene Ontology annotation, molecular function: P-type ion transporter activity; ATPase-coupled monoatomic cation transmembrane transporter activity; ATP binding. Gene Ontology annotation, biological process: intracellular calcium ion homeostasis. Gene Ontology annotation, cellular component: membrane.
AUGGAGCGCCCCUCAUAUACAACACUGGACACCCAGUCACCAACACCGGAAGCCAUUUCAAUGGCGCGGCGACGUGACUCAAUGAGAAGCAGUUUUAGUGUUGCCACGGAUGUCGGAAUGGCUCGCAACGAGAUUUUUGACGGACCAAUAUCCGAAAGCAUCCCAUCUAGCGUCGCUUCGUUCUCCCGUCGCCGCAUCAGAAGAGACUCCAAUAUAAGUCUCUCAUAUUAUCAUCAAGAGCCGGAUGAUUCCAUUGAAUGGCCUCGUAGGGAGUCCUUAGACCUCGAGAACGGUGUCGAUGAACCGGUUACUGCUGAGCUUGAUGAUGACACAAACGAAUCUAUGAAAUUUUCGUACAGAUCAAGACAAUAUUCCUACCGCCGGAGCUCUGUUGAAGAUCCACUACUUCCACAGCGUUCAUUAUCUGUCAGCUCUAUUAAUAAAAGGCCUCUGGGAGGUGGUGGAAUCCAGCAGGAACUUUAUAUCGCGUCCGAAGAUACGACCAUCGUUAUAGCCGGUUUUACCACAGCCACAAGCGGGGCUAUCUUAUACUACUCCUUGUGUGUUUUGACCUUCGGAUUUGCCUUUCUAUUGUUCAGAUGGCUCCCAAGAUGGCGAAUAUGUCUAUUAGGUAGGCCGUCGCCGUUGACUUCGUGUCAAUGGGUGGUGGUUGAGGAUCAAUGGAAACAACUCAGCAUAUGCGAAGUCUACAAUCGAGCAUAUGAGCAACCUCUUUCUACGAUAUUUGCCGACACCUAUCGGUAUACAUACGACGAGGAUAGCGACCCUACCGUUGAACGACUCAGACAUUUCGACUACAGGUAUUUACGUCUCUUCUACCACCCCCUGGAGGACAAAUUUCUCUUGAUUAGUGGCUGGAAAGACCCGUCCUGGACGAACGCAAAGUCUAUGAGGGUUGGACUCAAUGCCGACGAUCGUGAUAGCCGUGAACAGAUUUUUGGUAAAAACGCUAUUGAUAUUCAACAACGGUCGCUAUUUAAACUCCUAACGGAUGAGGCUUUUCACCCAUUUUACAUCUUCCAACUUGCCAGUCUUGUUCUUUGGUCUCUGGACUCGUACUACUACUACGCUGCUUGCAUCUUCAUUAUUUCCGUCAUUAGCAUAGGAACUACAGUUGUUGAGACCACUGCAACAACGCGACGCCUGAAAGAGAUGUCUCUCUUUGAAUGUGAUAUUCGUGUUCUUAGAAAUGGGUUUUGGAGAUCUGUUUCAUCUCAGGAGCUAGUUCCUGGAGAUGUAUUUGAGUUUUCUGACCCUUCCCUGAACCAGGUUCCAUGCGAUUGUAUCUUACUAUCUGGGGAUUGUAUUGUAAAUGAAAGCAUGCUCACAGGCGAAUCGGUUCCGGUUUCGAAAACCCCCUUGACAGAUGAUGCUCUCGACUAUCUUAAUCUCAGUGCACCUUCGGUUCAUUCAAAUGUUGCCAGGCAUUUUCUAUUUAACGGGACUAAGAUCAUCAGAGCACGACGCCCUCAGGGAGUUGAUGAUGACGAGGCGAUUGCGCUGGCAAUUGUCAUGAGGACUGGGUUUCUAACUACUAAAGGAGCUCUCAUUCGCUCAAUGCUUUUUCCGAAGCCUUCGGGCUUUAAAUUCUACCAGGACUCGUUUCGUUAUAUAUCCGUCAUGGGCCUAAUUGCUUUUCUAGGCUUCAUCGCAUCUUUCGUUAAUUUUGUGCGCCUAGGGGUAAGUCCUCUUUCGUGGAGCUUGAUCAUUGUCAGGGCGCUUGACUUGAUUACAAUCGUUGUUCCCCCGGCACUGCCAGCUACAUUAACAAUCGGAACCAACUUUGCUCUGUCUAGAUUGAAAAAGAAAAGGAUUUUCUGCAUUAGUCCCCAGAGAGUCAAUGUGGGCGGUAAGCUUGAUGUGAUUUGCUUCGAUAAAACCGGUACCCUCACCGAGGAUGGUUUAGAUGUCCUUGGAAUACGAACAAUGACUCGACAUCAAAGACUAUCUGAACUUAUAUCCGACACAUCAUCCAAACCAGACCCGGUUUCCGCCUUAUCUCAAGGAUUUGAUAGCUAUGAUAUUAUCAUCCGCAUCAUGGCGACGUGUCACUCUCUGCGAGUAGUAGACGAUGAGCUCCUAGGCGACCCGUUGGAUGUGAAGAUGUUUCAGUUUACAGGGUGGUCUUUUCAAGAGGGUGGAGGCCUGGCACCCGAGCACCAAAAUUCCGAAAACGAAACCAUCGUUCCUUCUGUUGCCCGUCCGCCCAAUGCCACAGCGUCCAUGAGCGGUAGCGAUCAUGAUAUUGUGAAUGGAACUGUGGAGCUCGGUAUCUUACGGAGUUUCGAAUUUGCCUCGCAACUUCGCCGUGCAAGUGUGAUUGUAAGACAAUUUGGUGAUAGUGGUGCCACUAUUUUUGUAAAAGGUGCACCAGAAAGCGUCAAGGAUAUCUGUCGCCCAGGAAGCUUACCCUCGGAUUUUGAAGAGAUUCUAAGCCAGUAUACACACAACGGCUACCGCGUCAUCGCUUGUGCUGCUAAAUAUGAACAAAGGUUAAGUUGGAUGAGAAUCCAGAAAAUAACGCGCGCGGAUGCAGAGGCAGGCCUGGAGUUUGUCGGGUUUAUAGUCUUCGAGAAUAAGCUGAAACCGAAGUCUACCGAAACGAUCGCUGAGCUGAACAAGGCCAACAUAAGAAACAUUAUGUGUACGGGCGAUAAUAUACUUACAGCAGUAAGUGUUGCCCGGGAGUGUGGGAUACUGGGAAUUGAAGACCAAUGUUUUAUACCACGGUUUAUCGAAGAUGUGGGGGCUAAAAAAGAGCAGCCAGUGUUAUGUUCCGGUGAAGCUAAUCCGUCCCUUCCUGAGGAUCCCUACAACGCUUGCAAAUUCUCGCUCGCAAUCAGCGGUGACAUUUUUAGAUGGAUUCUAGAUUAUGAGAACGAAACUGUUGUGAAAAGGAUGCUUGCUCGUGGAAAUGUGUUUGCGCGAAUGUCCCCCGACGAAAAGCACGAACUUGUGGAAAAGCUUCAAUCACUUGAUUACUGCUGUGGGUUCUGUGGCGAUGGUGCUAAUGACUGCGGAGCAUUGAAGGCUGCAGAUGUUGGCAUAUCCCUGUCGGAAGCCGAAGCCUCUGUAGCAGCCCCCUUUACCAGCCGCCAAUUUGACGUUACUUGCGUCCCGACUCUGAUCAGAGAGGGCCGUAGCUCACUGGUCACGAGUUUCUGCUGCUUCAAGUAUAUGAGCUUGUAUUCAGCAAUCCAGUUCGCAACUGUCAGCUUUCUAUACACAACAGCGUCUAACCUCGGAGACUUCCAAUUUUUAUUCAUCGACCUUACUCUCAUAUUACCAAUCGCGGUCUUUAUGGGAUGGACUGCUCCCUAUCCCGUUCUUUCAUGGAAGCGACCAACUGCAGACCUUGUCUCCAGAAAGGUCUUGACGCCAUUGCUCGGGCAGAUAAUUGUAUGCGUAGUUGUCCAGCUCAUAGCCUACAAAUCUGUCCAGUCACAACCCUGGUUCAAAGCUCCCAAUACAGACCUAGGAGAGGACAAUAUCGAGAACUCGGAAAACACCGUUCUAUUCUUGACAUCCAGCUUCCAGUAUAUAUUGGCAAGUGUUGUUUUGAGUGUGGGCCCACCGUUUCGAAACCCAAUGAAGUCGAAUAGGCCACUCCUUGCUGUCAUAUUUAUAGACUUAUUUUUUUCGGUCUAUAUGCUUUUCAGACCAUCCAGUUGGGUAAAGCGGGUUAUGCAGUUGACGUACUUAUCAGACGGGUUUGCUACAUGGUUGCUUGGACUAGCCAUUGGAGGCUUCUUGUUCGCUUGGUUCGCAGAGCGAACAAUAUUUCCCCAACUUGCUCGCAUUAUUGGACACCUGAAAAUCGCCAUGCUGCCAGGUCAUCAGAAGCAACGACGCCGGUAUAAAAUACUGCUUGAGGAGAUGAAUAGAUAG